Molecule: messenger RNA, 1878 nt
Organism: Symbiodinium natans
Lineage: Eukaryota; Dinophyceae; Suessiales; Symbiodiniaceae
Source: the annotation of a GenBank genome assembly
AUGUCUAAAAAGGUCGUGACCAAAAAGAAGGCGAUGCCGCCAGCAGAAAAUGGGGCACCUCCCGCCGCGCCUGCAAGCAGCGAUGUCCGUGUCGCGCAGCAGCUGCGAGUCCUCGAAACCGUCGCUGCAAAGGGUGACGCCGAUGAGAAGACGUACUCGCCUCGCACGGAGAGGUAUAUCCAGCAGCUGACAGAUGUGCUCGACUUUUUCGAGUACUCUCGAAGCGACAUUGCUGCUUUGGUUCGGCGGUGUCAUUUCGACGAGAAUCAAAUUCAGAUGGCAGUGGCCAACAUCGUUGAGGAUCGUGCAAAUCACGAGCAAGAAGAGUGGGGGACAGUGAAAAAUAAGAAGCAAGCGAAGGAAGAGCGAAAGCUCAAGGAAGAAGAGGAGAAGAAAGAGCAGGAGCGCCUCGAGAAAGAGCAGGAGAAGCAGCGCCGCGAAGCUGAGAGGAAGGCAGCCAAAGAAGCUCGAGAAGCGGAGCGUGCCAAGCGUGGCAAAGGUGGCGGCAAAAAUGGUGCCGAAGCCGAAAUGCCACCAGCUUCCCUGCCGCCCGAUCCGGCUAUCCUUUUCGCUGGGACGAAGCAGAGCAGCGAGGAUCAGGAGCAUUGGAAGGGCGGAGGCGGCGGAGGACAAUGGUGGGAGAGCGGCGGCAAUACGUCGUGGAAUAGCAAGAGCUGGGAGUGGGAGUCCUGGCGAGAAGACGACUGGAGCAACUCGAAAGGGCAGGAAGAUGGCUGGUGGGGCGGCCAGUGGGAGAAGGCUGGCAGCCGCAGGAAGGGCUACAAGGACAAGAAAGACUCACCAGCUGAGGAGGACGACGACGCAGAAGGCGUGCUUUGGGACAUGCCGGACACUUCCGCGCAGCCGGAUGAACAGGGUGGCCUGGAUCAGUGGACCCUGGGCCAUCUUCCCGUGCACGAGCGGCUGAUGGAGAGCGAACAGACGUUGGGCAUGCCGAAGGCCUUGCCAGAGAACGCACUGACAUUGGAGGAGCUGGAGCGCGAUCAUUUGGCAGCACCGGCAGCGCCGCCCGUGGUGCCUGCACCUCCGAUGCCUCAGGCAGCUCCACAAGUGUCGGCUCCCAUGCCAAACAUAGCGCCACCCAGCACGAAGCCGCUGAUCGACGCCCUGCCGCCACAGCAGGACCUCCUGGCAGCCUUAGGCAGCCAGCCGGUUGCGGCCUCGCCUAGCUCCGUGCCCGUGGCAGACGACAGAGGAGACAGACAGGACCGCGGCGACAAAGGCCGCGGCAAAGGGGGCAAAAAGGGCGGCAAAGGCGAGCGAGACCGAGCAGAGGGCGAGAAGGAGCGCCUAGAGCGGAUUGAUCGCUCAGAUGAUCCUCGGCGCCAGGCUGUCGAACAGGUUGGUGAAGUUGUCACCGUCCGCAAGCACAGUUCGAUGGGCUGUGCCGUGGUCUCUAUGUCAGACGUCAGAGUGAGACAGGCGAUCGUGGAAGAGGGCAACGAGUGCGUCAUCAAUGGCAUCAAAGUCCAGAUCAAGCCUCACACGAACAAGGAAACGAAAGAAGAGGUCUUGACCGACUUGUUCGUUGCCUGGGGUAGACAGGCCGAGAAGCAGAACCCGCUGUCGGAGCAGACAAUAGCCAAGUACUUCGACACUAAGCACAAGGAACUCACCGGCUCAUGGAAAGCUGCCGAAGAGGAGAAGCUUCGUGCUGAAGAGCAAGAGCGUCGGCAGCAGGAGCAAGUGCUCAGAGAGAGGACGGAACAGCGAAGGCGCUACGAAGAGCAGCAAGAGCAACUCCGCCGGCAACAAGAGGCGGGUGUAUGUACUUGUGCAAUUGUUGCUUAUCCGGAGAAGCCUUCUUGUAGGCUGUGCCCUCCUUGUAACGCAGCACGAUUGAAGCCUUCAUCAUGA